AUGCUGCGGUCCACAGCGAGCACGUCAAGGCUCACAGUCCGCCAUGCACGGUCAUUCGCCACCCCCUCGUCCCUUCCCAUCAAGGACUGCACGUCCAUCACGCCGCCCUACCCACGGCUCCUCAAGACUCUGGACCAGGUCCGGCGCGUCUUGCCCAAGUCGACCAAGUUGACUCUGGCCGAGAAGAUUUUGUACAGUCAUCUGCGGAACCCAGAAGAGAGCCUGGGAGGGGGUGGCAAGAUCAGGGGAGAGAGAUACCUGAAGCUGAGGCCAGAUAGGGUAGCUAUGCAAGAUGCCUCGGCCCAAAUGGCUCUCCUCCAAUUCAUGACCUGCCGUCUCCCCACUUGCGCCGUUCCCGCUUCUAUCCACUGCGACCACCUUAUCCAAGCUUCCGUCGGGGCCUCCGCGGACCUCGCUAAGUCGAUCGACCAGAACAAGGAGGUCUUUGACUUCCUCGAGUCCGCAGCUCGGAAAUACGGUAUCGAGUUCUGGCGGCCAGGAUCCGGGAUUAUCCACCAGAUCGUCCUGGAGAAUUACGCAGCUCCCGGUCUGCUCAUGCUGGGUACCGACUCGCACACGCCGAAUGCGGGUGGAUUGGGGAUGUUGGCAAUUGGAGUGGGAGGAGCGGACGCGGUGGACGCUUUGACGGAUACGCCAUGGGAGCUCAAGGCGCCGAUGAUCACGGGGGUCAAGUUGACAGGGGAGCUGAGCGGGUGGGCGACGCCAAAGGAUCUGAUCUUGAAUCUUGCGGGGAGGUUGACAGUACGAGGCGGGACCGGCCGGAUACUCGAGUACUUUGGCCCUGGUGUCACAGCCCAAUCAUGUACCGGUCUUGCCACCAUCGCCAACAUGGGUGCCGAAGUCGGCGCGACCACCUCGACCUUCCCUUACGCCGCCAACAUGCGCGAAUACCUUCACGCUACUGGUCGAGGACCGGUCGCUCAGGCGGCGGACGAGGCGGCAUCCAAGGGAUUCCUGCAGGCAGAUGAGGGAGCAGAGUACGAUGAGGUCAUUGAGAUUAACCUCUCUGAGCUUGAACCCCACCUCAACGGUCCGUUCACACCUGAUCUCGCUACCCCCCUCUCCUCCUUCCCCGGCUUCCUCUCCGAGAACAAUUACCCCACCGUCCUCUCUUCUGCCCUCAUCGGAUCAUGUACCAACUCGUCGUAUGAGGACAUGUCGAGAGUAGCUAGUAUCGCCCAACAGGCGAAAGAUGCGGGUCUUAAGAGCAAGGUCCCAUUCCUUGUCACACCUGGUUCUGAGCUUAUCCGAGCCACUGUUGAGCGGGAUGGGCUGCAGUCAACCCUGGAGGACGUCGGCGCGACUGUAUUGGCCAACGCAUGUGGACCUUGUAUCGGCCAAUGGAAGCGAGAUGAGAAGAAGGGCGAGGACAACGCCAUCCUCACCUCCUUCAACCGAAACUUCAAAGCUCGUAACGACGGCAACCUCCGAACCAUGAAUUUCCUCGCCUCCCCCGAGAUCGUCACCGCCAUGGCCUUCUCCGGCUCCCUCAACUUCAACCCCGUCACCGACUCCAUCCCCACCCCUUCUGGCCCCUUCCGCUUCUCCCCACCUACAGGCGAUCGCCUCCCUCCUUCCGGCUACACACCGGGCGACUUGUCCUACGCCCCCUCGCCAUCACCUGUACCCCGCGGAGAGACAGAGAUUGCCAUCAGCCCUACCUCGGCGCGAUUGGAGGUGUUGGAGCCGUUUGCGUCGAACUUUAAGGGCGGGAAGGGAGAGCUACCAGAGUUGACGUGUUUGAUGCGCGUGAGGGGCAAGUGCACGACGGAUCAUAUCUCUGCUGCUGGUGCUUGGCUGAAGUACAAGGGUCACCUGAGCAACAUCUCUGAAAACACCCUUAUGACCGCUGUCAAUGACGAAGGCGGACACAUCAACAUCGCCAACGACGGUAACGGGGAGGACACUAUCCCUAAGACCAUGCAGAAGUACAAGCAGCGGAACGAGCCUUGGAUGCUGGUCGUCGACGAUAACUACGGAGAAGGUUCCGCGCGUGAACACGCGGCACUCCAACCCCGCUACUACGGCUGCGCCCUCAUCCUCGCCCGCUCCUUCGCCCGGAUCCACGAAACCAACCUCAAGAAGCAAGGUAUCCUCCCCCUUUGGUUUGUCGACAAGAGCGACUACUCGCGCAUCUCCGCGUUUGACAAGAUUGUGACCCGCGGCGUGGACAAGUUGCUGGAUGGGUCGCUGCAGGGAGAUGAGGUGGUGUUGGAGGUGACGAGGCCGAGUGGGGAGAAGUAUGAGGUCAGGGCGAGACAUACGAUGAGUAGGGACCAGGUGGAGUGGUUGAGGGCUGGGAGUGCUCUUAACUGGAUCGGGGAGCAGGCGAGGCGGGCUUGA
Dioszegia hungarica is the source of this 2364-nucleotide messenger RNA. Its product is annotated as aconitate hydratase. The transcript is spliced from 8 exons. Gene Ontology annotation, biological process: tricarboxylic acid cycle. NCBI's taxonomy places the organism in Eukaryota, Fungi, Basidiomycota, Tremellomycetes, Tremellales, Bulleribasidiaceae. Gene Ontology annotation, cellular component: cytosol; mitochondrion. Gene Ontology annotation, molecular function: 4 iron, 4 sulfur cluster binding; aconitate hydratase activity. Bases 1 to 2364 code for a protein of 787 amino acids. The record is from RefSeq and is a predicted model, not a curated record.